UCUGUAUCGUACCGCCACCCAAUCGCCCUUUCUGGUUAACAUUGACAACGAUGAGUAGAGAUAGCUCCUCCCAAAUUCCUCUUUUCUCAAGGUCGACUGCUGCAAAGCGGGACUCGCUGACCGCAGAACUAGAGCGAGACCCUCGCCUUUCCACGGCUCGCCGUCAACAGCGCUCCCAAGCUUUCUCUUCCACUAUGGCACAUGCAUCUCUCGAAAGACAGCUCGCUACUCUUCAGACUACAAAGACGGAGCUCGAGACCAAGCUGAGGGAGCGGGACUUGACGGUGGAGAGACUUGAAAGGGACCGCAGGUGGUUUUCUGACAGGGAAACAGAGGAGCGCGAGGAGAAGGAACGUGAAAGGGCAGAGAGGGAAGAAGAAAAGAAAAAAACCGACGCUGAAUUGCGCUCUUUAAGAGAAAAUUUAACGGCACUACGAGAGGAAUAUGAAGAUCUUCAUGACUCCCAUUCUACACUGUCAAGGUCAACUUCGCAGACAAGCGCUACCCAAGAAUCCAAGAUCGCUACUUUGACACGACAAGUUCAGCUUCUAGAGGAAGAACUCACGCAGACAAAGGAGCUUGCAGAAGACCGUUUGCGUUCCAUGCAUGACCUGCAGGAAUCAAUCAAUAAUUUAGAAGAACCGCCACGACGGGAGGAUAAUGAAGACAUGACAAUUAUUCGAGAAGAAUUGCGUCGGCAGGCCACUUAUCUUCGUCAAUUAGAGUCUGAAAAUGCAGAGUUACGCGUUUUGAAGGCGCGGAGUCAAAGCAUCGAAGUCUUGAAGGAGGAGAAGCGUGGUUUGGAGCGAAAGCUGCGGGGUAUGGAUGACCUGCGACGUCAAGUCGUGGAGUUGGAGGCCCAAGUGGAAGCGGGAAGACAGGAAAGACAAGAGUGGGCAAACAAGUCACUGGACGUGGAGGCUCAGUCACCCUCACGAACGCCUAUCAGUGUCACUCAAAGUUUGUCGGAACUUCGUUUAACUCACGCUAAACUACUGGAAGAGAGUGGCGCUACAAAUGCAUUGUUAAGAGCGAGGGAGGCUGAGCUUGACGAAGUACGGGAAAGUGAGGGAGAGUUAAAAGAGCGUAUCAAGGUUCUGGAAGCAGAUGCGAGCGGCCUAAAGGAGAAUCUUGAACGGGAACGAAGGCGAGUGGAGUUGGCUGAGAGGGAGGUCGACUUCUCAAAAGCGAUGGUGGCUAGUUUCACGGCGGAGGAGACUAUGAAAGAAGGCCCUGCGACCAUCGAUGAAGCCCAGAUGCAGCGGUUACAGCACGCCGAAGCUCUCCUUGAGGAGUAUAAGGGCGUCAAUGACAAAUUAACCCUAGAGUUGGAAGCCCUCACAGCGUCUCGUGGCUCUGUUGUAGGAACGGAUCUACUCCAGGCGGAGAAGACGCAGAGACUUCAAAUUCAAGAAGCUCUCGCUCAAUACAAGGAGGAAAACAAGAACCACCUUAACAAGAUCGACGAGCUCGAGCAACAGCUAUUUGACCUCGGAGGGGAGGUCGCUGGUGGACGACACGUUCCUCCAGGAGUGCGAAUUCUGCAACUGAAAGAGAAUCCACUACAAGAUUGGGUGGAUUUACGGCAAAGUGCAAUGGAUCGAUUGAAGGGAGAGAAUGAGGCGCUUAUCAAGCGAUUAAAGGAGCUAGAAGAAAGCGGCAGUAGAGGCGUGGCGACCUCUGCACAACCUGGGGAAGAACUGGUUCCCAGAGAGAGCUGGGAGCUUGUUAGUAAAGAAAAGGCAGAUUUGGAGGAGCUCGUGGAACGGAAGGAGAAGAGGCUUCUGAGAUUGCAACAAAUAUUCCAGUCAAAGUCUGCCGAGUUCCGAGAGGCCAUCGCGUCAAUUCUGGGCGUGAAGCUAGCCUUCUACCCAAAUGGUCAAGUCAGGGUCACGUCGCUAUACGAUUUAAACGCAAGUUUCGUUUUCUCGCCCGAAAAAGGCGCCAGUGGUGUGAACAUGCAACUCGUAGCUCAAGGCGAGGGUGCACCGGAAGAGAUACAGAGUUCGAUGCAAUAUUGGGUCGGAACAGAGCAGUGUAUCCCGGGAUUCAUGGCAACUGUGACCCUGGAGUGCUACGAAACAUGGAAGAAGGAGAACAGUGGAAAUACGACGAUGUGAGGACGGGACUUGGCAGGCGGCGGAUACAGUUAUGUGUGUAAGAUAGAAAGGGACAUUAUUUAUCGGGACUAAUGACAACCAAGAUGUUCACAGAGGCGCAUGGACGAAUGGUUUGCAACAAUGUCCAACCAGGCAAAACGGAGAACAUUUAUAUCUCGACAUAA
Molecule: messenger RNA, 2284 nt
Organism: Desarmillaria tabescens
Lineage: Eukaryota; Fungi; Basidiomycota; Agaricomycetes; Agaricales; Physalacriaceae
Product: spindle assembly checkpoint component Mad1
Exons: 8
Coding region: 51-2120 (689 amino acids)
Biological process (GO): mitotic spindle assembly checkpoint signaling; attachment of mitotic spindle microtubules to kinetochore
Cellular component (GO): nuclear envelope; kinetochore; mitotic spindle
Source: RefSeq, a predicted model, not a curated record